AUCGUCCAUGACGGCCGAGUUACAUUUUCAACCCAGUCCUCUGAUCUUUGAACCCACACACUGACGGCACAACGGCCUCUCUUUCCGGCUUCUAGAUCAGACCUAUAGACGUCAGUCGACCAACAAGCUAGCCCAUUACCGAUCCUUUGCCGUUCGGUCUUUUUUUUGUUUUACUGCCGUACUCCGAAGUAAUUGUCAUAUCUCUUUGGGAGCAGGGAACCAACCUAGCCUGACAGGCUGUUCUGUCACUUUGAUUUGCCGCGAAUCCGACACCACUGACGGCUAGCUUCGCGAACAACCCCGCCCCGUCUGUGUCCUUGGGCUUUUAGCCUCGCCAAUAAAUAAACUUGUUCUUGCGCGCGUGCCUGCCCAACGGCGCGGCCUUUGACCCUAAAGCUGCACGGACAGGCACCAAAAACCGACAACGAGGGGAAGGGGUAAGGAAUAGAGAACAAAAAAAAUUUCAAAAUUUCGACAGCUGCUUUGUUUGAUACAGCUCGCUGGCGCGUUCUCCAAAUCCCGAAGCCAAGAAAAAAGCAAUUCAGAAUCUACAACGUAGACACACGCUAUCCCCCAGCGCAACUUCUCCUAAUUGCCACCAAAUAUAGCAACCACCCCGAGAAGACAUCCAGACUGCGCGAACACGAUAACCCUCCACACUACUAACCAUCCCAUCAUCGGACGACGCGUUUUUUUGCCCCAAAAUCGAGACGCAUACGCACGCUGGGGGCGAUCGACACUGAACCAGAGCAACACCUUGCGGCCUAGGAGAAGGGAGAUACUUACCGACGCGCAAUUCUUUUGCCAUAGCGAUCCGGCAAACCCCCAUUUACGACUUUUUUUCAUCUCUCCUUGACGCCUCCUUUUGCAACUCGGAGUGCCAAUCGAUCAGCGAGCAGCACGAACAGGAGGCGUAGGACGAGCACGGAGACGUAGGGUCGGGCCAUUUAACGGCUCAUUCGCAGGAGGAAGAAGAAGAAAAACACCCACACGCACACACCAGCGCCCCGUCGCAAAGAUGCCCCGACAACGAAAUCCACGCUCCAUGUCAUCCUCCGACCAGCCCCCGAUCCCGAUAUCAAUAACCAUAUGCGGCGACGGCGGCUGCGGUAAAUCUUCGAUAACGCUGCGGCUCGUCCGCUCCCAAUGGACCUCGGAGUACGACCCCACGAUAGAGGACAGCUACAGCGUGACGCGUCGCAUAGACGGCGUCACGUACCACCUGUCACUUACGGACACGGCGGGACAGGAGGAGUACCGCGGCAUGUGGGCGAGCAGCAACCUGGGCGCCGACGCCUUCCUCAUGGUCUACGACAUCACCUCGGUCGACUCGCUUGAAGCGCUCGGCUACUUCAACGACCUGAUCGACAUGGAGGCCGAGACGAGGAUAGACAACGCCGCGCGUGCCGCCCGCGCCGGCGUCAGCCCCAGCAGCCUGGCCUACGACGGCAUCAGCCUACCAGGCUCGCCCGGAGGCAUGGGCAUGAGCGGCGCCAAGACGGUGCCGCCGGUCAAGAUCGUGGCGGGGAACAAGUGUGACUUGCAGGAGAGCAGGCAGGUGCCGGCGGCGCAGGGCCUCGAGUGGGCGCGCCGUCGCGGCUGUGGCUUCAUGGAGACGUCGGCACGGCUCGAAGUCAACAUCGAGGAGACGUUUGCGCUCAUCGUCCGCCGCGUCGUUGAGAGCCGCCGCCUGGCCGAGAUGGGUGUUAUGGACCACGACGGCGGCAGGAUGGACAAGCGAGGGAUGACGAAGCCCUUGAGCCCGCUGCCAUCACGCGAUACGGAGAAGUCGAUCGCCGAGGAGCGGCACGGACAUCGGGGCCCCGGGGUUAGAGGCCCUAACAUCAACGGCGCCAGGAUUGGGGCCCGAAGCAAGGGGUUUUGGAGGAUGUUGAGAUGUUGGUGACCGGGUGGUACAACAUUGUGGGCUCCGAGAGCGCCCUUGAGAUGAGAAUCACGACAAACGGCUUUUCUUUUUUUUCUCCUUCCUGCGAAUUCGACUAUUGGGCCACUUGUCGUGUUUUUUUUUUUUUUUUUUUUUUUUUGGCGAAAGGGAUAUCCAGACUUCACAGUGCAUAUUUCGCACUUUGUGGUCUCUACAUGUGCAGCGUUCUUUGCUUGACGAAUUUUCUUUCCCCUGUUAUAUUUUCAGCAUGAUUCAUUUGCUGGGGUCUGUUGUCUUUGUUUUCCUUUGUUUCUUUCGUCUAAUAUUUCUCCCUCAUGAGAUUCUCGGGAGUACACCAAAGUAGGGCGUUUUGGAGUUUGGGCUGCUUUUACUCGUCUCCCAGGCGGCAUGGUCGGUAUACACAAAUGUACAUGGAGCAGAAGAGCAAUACUUCACGUGUUUGUACGGCCAGGCGUUUUCGACAUGGCAUCAAUCAAAGUCUUUGGACAUAUCAAUGCUAUAGAAUUGUUGGCAAGCUGCGAUUAUGUGCGGAUAAAAUCUUGAUGCUCGAUUUAGGAUUUAGAUGGCCGGGUAUUAAAUCCGAGCUUGCUCUAUCUCCAUUGCAG
Molecule: messenger RNA, 2511 nt
Organism: Pyricularia oryzae 70-15
Lineage: Eukaryota; Fungi; Ascomycota; Sordariomycetes; Magnaporthales; Pyriculariaceae
Product: Ras protein let-60
Exons: 1
Coding region: 1019-1906 (295 amino acids)
Biological process (GO): signal transduction
Cellular component (GO): plasma membrane
Molecular function (GO): GTPase activity; GDP binding; GTP binding
Source: RefSeq, a predicted model, not a curated record